Molecule: messenger RNA, 996 nt
Organism: Salarias fasciatus (jewelled blenny)
Lineage: Eukaryota; Metazoa; Chordata; Actinopteri; Blenniiformes; Blenniidae
Product: trace amine-associated receptor 1-like
Exons: 1
Coding region: 1-996 (331 amino acids)
Biological process (GO): G protein-coupled receptor signaling pathway
Cellular component (GO): membrane
Molecular function (GO): trace-amine receptor activity
Source: RefSeq, a predicted model, not a curated record
AUGGGCCAGGAGCUGAUUGUCAACUGGACCGUUCAUGACAUCCAUCCCUGUUAUGAAUUGCAGGGGGAGAACUAUGUAUUCACCACAAACCCUUCCAUCACGUGUGUGUUGUUGUAUGUUUUACUUGGUGCAUUAUCUGUUGUCACUAUAUGCGGAAACCUUCUGGUGAUCGUCUCCAUCAUGUACUUCAAACAGCUCCACAGUCCCACUAACUCUCUCAUCCUCUCUCUGGCCGUGGCCGACCUGCUGGUCGGAGUCAUCGUCUUUCCUUUCAGCAUGAUCUUCACUGUGACCUCCUGCUGGUAUCACGAGGGUUUGUUCUGUAAAGUGCGAGGCACCUUUGAUGUCAUGCUGAGUACUGCCUCCAUUUUGAACCUAUGCUGCAUCUCCAUUGACCGAUACUACGCGGUGUGUCAGCCGCUGAUUUACAGAAGUAAAAUCACUGACCGUGUCAUUGGGUUGAUGGUCCUGGUGAGCUGGGGAGUUGCUGCUCUGAUUGGAAUUGGCAUCACAGUUGCAGGUUUCAAUCAAGGGAAGUGUGAGGACAGUUGUUUAAUUGAUGCACUAAUAUCCACCACUCUAGCUUGCAUAUUCGCCUUUUACAUCCCUGUUAUAAUCAUGCUCAGUAUCUACCUUAAAAUUUUACUCGUUGCUCACAAACAAGUAACCAGCAUCCACAAUACAACCUGUAAGAGCACAAAGUCUGGAGCAGUUGCCACCAAGAUGGAGAGAAAGGCCACCAAAACUCUGGCUACGGUCAUGGGAGUUUUCCUCUUAUGUUGGACUCCUUAUUUCCUUUGCAUCACUUUUCAGCCUUUGACAUUUGACUCAACACCAGUGGCUGUUAUUGAAACCCUGAACUGGCUCACCCUGUCCAACUCCAUGCUGAAUCCAUUCAUUUACGCUUUCUUCUACAGCUGGUUCCGGUCAGCUUUCAAAAUGAUCAUUUCUGGGAAGAUAUUUAGAGGUAAUUUUUCUAACUGUAAACUUCUUUGA